This is a messenger RNA of Closterium sp. Naga37s-1, 7442 nucleotides long. The record is from the annotation of a GenBank genome assembly. Lineage: Eukaryota; Viridiplantae; Streptophyta; Zygnematophyceae; Desmidiales; Closteriaceae.
CACCAGACUGCACCCUAAGCACCUCCGCCCUCUUCGUGCAUCCCAAGGGCACCCUCUCCGCUUGCUGCGGCUCCCAGGACAAUCCCUGUGGCUCACUGGAAGCAGCGUUAGCAAGAACAUCUGACAACGCUACAGUCACACUCGCUUCAGGAACAUAUGCCCGCACCGCUUCCCCUCCAUCCGCCCCCAUCCUCCUCCCUCCCCUCCUCGCCCUCACCAUCCUCGGCCCUACCCUCCCCUCCCCUCCUGCCGUUCUUGACUGUAAUGGCGGCCCCUGCCUUGUUGCCUCGUGCCAAAGCACCCCUGGUGCUGGGAAUGGGAGUGGGGGUAGCAACAGCAGCAGUGGCAGCGGUGGGAGGUGGUGUGGGCAGCAGCAGCCGGUGCUGGUGGUGAAGCAUUUAAGUGUGCUCAAUGGAGUCACAACGGGGAGUGGGGGCUGCCUGCUGUUGGAUGGGUACCGUGCAGUGCUCAGGUGUGUAUUGCGGUGCUGUGCGGUGUCGCUCAGUGUCUCUCUUAGGGAGGAGGGCGUGGCAGGGGGGUAUGGUGGGUGCAUCGCUUCCUUCUCUGCUGCCAACCUGACCGUUCAAGACUCCAGCUUCACUGGCUGCAAGUCAAUGGCAGGGGGAGCUAUAAACGAGUUCAACUCCUCAACCACCAUCGCCAACACCACCUUCACUGCCUGCACGGCCGACCAGGGAGCCGACUUCUCAGUCUUCCCCUCAGGAGGCGCCAUCCUCUUCAACACCUCCCUGCACAUGCACAUCCGGGACUCCUCCUUCCGCCGCUGCGCCUCGACUUUUACUGGCGGGGCGAUCAGUGUGCAAUCGGCCGUGGCGCCGCUGACAGUCACGGGGAGCGUGUUUGAGGAGAACCAGGCGUUCAUGCAGGGGGGGUGCCUCGAGCUUAUUAUGCUGCCUGGAGUCACGGAGAUUCUCGAUUGCCAAUUCAUAAACAACGUCGUCACAAACGUGCCAUCCUUCGCAGCAGCAGUGGUGUCGUAUGGUGCCGCCCUCACAGUGCGCGCCUGCCUCUUCCAAAGCAACGCCGCCUCGCCCACCCCUGCUGGCGACGGCAGCGCCUCCGCCACGUACCUGUCGCAGGGAGCAGCACUGAUGGUCUUUGCCUUCAUGGACCCUCUCUUCCCGAUUACCAUCGCUGAUUCCACCUUCAAAAACAACACGGCAGGGCAGGGGGCAGCAGUGUAUCUGGAUGCGGGCAACGUGACUGUAACGAAUUGCUCCUUUAUAGAGAACGGCGACCACGGGAAUUCCAAGAUCGGCGGAGCUAUGGUCUCCCGCGCCACCACCGCGCUCACCAACUGCACGUUUCACGGCAACAGGGCGGCCAGCCAGGCAGGGGCGCUGCACUUCAUGCCGUACGGUCCGCUCACCGUCACCAACUGCUCCUUCUCCAACAACUCCGUGUUACUCGCCCAAGGCGGUGCAAUCAACAUCUAUCCGGGCAUGUCCCCUGUGGACAUAUCGAGCAGCCGGUUUGAGGGCAACAGGGCGGGGCUAUCCCGGGGAGGUGCUAUCUACAGUGAGAGCACAGAGAUGCGAUUCACUGACGUGCUCUUCAUGGGAAAUGAAGCUGGCCUGCAGGGCGGGGCCGUCACAGCCUAUGGAGCAGAGUCAGAGGGCAAACCCGCUACAGUGGCCUUCACCAGAUGCACCUUCCAGGGCAACAGGGCGGCGCUGGGGGGAGGUGCUAUUUACUCAGGGCUAAGCGUGGGCAUGCGCAUGGAGGGGAGUCAAAUCGAGGAGAACGAGAGUGAUGGCACGGGAGGGGGGAUCCUCAUACAAGAGGAGCAGGUGGGGGGUUGGAGAGCGUGUGUGUAUGUGGGUGGUGAACGAGGGGGACAAGCGGGGCUGAGUGUGGGCAUGCGCAUGGAGGGGAGUCGAAUCGAGGAGAACGAGAGUGCUGGCACGGGAGGGGGCGUUCUGGUGCAGGAGUUUUCACAAGUGACGUUGGCGGAUUGUGACUGGGGCGGCUGCCUCUCCCUCCUAGCCAACGCAACAGCCCGCCUCUCCUCCUCACGCCUCCACCUCAACCGAGCCACCAGCGAAGGAGGAGCAGCCAGAAUCAGCGGCGCCGCCACUCUCUCUCUGCUCUCCUGCAACGUCUCUCAAAACACUGCCCCCUGGGGAGGCGCCGUGUGGGUGGAGAUGGAAGCAAGGCUCCAAGCAGAAAACAACACAGUGUUUUCCGGGAACCGGGCGGACUAUAUGGGGGGCGUGGUGUACGCGACGCAUGUAUCGGAUGUGACUGUAUCGAAUAGUUCUUUUACCGGGAAUUACGCGCUGCACGGAGGUGCGAUCGCGGCCGAAGCCGAGGCGAAUGUCUCGGCGGUUGAUUCGGCGUUUUCUGGGAAUGCUGUGUCAGCGGUGCUGCUGCAAGGGUUGGCAGAUGGGCGCUUCACCAGAUGUACCUUCUCCAGGAACAGGAACCCAGCAGGGACAGGUGGCGCGCUGCGAUUGGCCGACGGGGUUGCUGCGGUGGUGGAGGGGAGCAGGUUCGAGGGGAACGUGGCUGAGCUGGGCGGAGGAUUGGCGGUUGAUGGGCAGGCUCGGUUGGACCUAACCUCAGGUUCGGUGUUCAGUGGGAAUUCCGCGCAGGUGGGAGCAGGGGCGGCGUUUGUAGGGACGGCGGUAGUAAAUGUAUCGGGAUGUGCUUUUAAGGGGAACAAUGCGAGUGUGGCGGGUGGGGGGGUGGCUGUGUUAGAGCAGGCGUCAGGGGGGGUGGGAGGAAGCGAAUUCAGUGGGAACUAUGCGGUGCUGGGCGGUGCAGGGAUGUACGUGCUGCGAUCGCCUCUGGGGACCACAGAGAAGGGGGGAACAGCAGGAGCAGCAGGGACAGCAGGAACAGCAGGCACUGCUGCUGGAGCAGGAGGUUCAGGUGGAAAGUCAGGUGGAGGGCGCCAGUUGCAGCAGCAGGGGCAGCAGCCGGGGCGGCUGGUAGUGCGGCAGUUGGGUUUUGAGGGCAACAGCGCUCUGUAUCGGCAGGCAGCGGCUUUCUUUGAGGCCACCACCCACCGCCACCUGCGCUCGCGGUGUGAGGGUUGUUCGUUCCGAGGGGCGGGGGACACCCAGGGCACCAUGCCUGCUGGAUUCUCCAUCAAGUGGCCGGGAAGGGAGGAGGACUCGAGCAUGGUGAACGCGAGGGGGGAAACCUUUGUGGUGCGGGCAGCAGUGGGGGCGCGCAUAGAGGGGCUGCAGGUGCUUGUCUUGGACGCCCUCAACCAGAGCGUGGCGCAGGACAGCACGUCGCUGGCUGCCGUGUCGCCUGAUAGUCGGAUCAGUGGCGACCUGCGCGGCACUGCCGCCAAUGGCGUCAUCACCAUCCCAUCUAUCGGCAUCCAGGUCACACCGGAGGAAGCCCAGUCGUUCGAGGUCACAGUGACCCUCUCCUCGCCUGCCAACGCCUUCCCCCCCGUCACCCGUGCCUUCAACAUCUCCUUCUGCUCCGCGGGCGAGUUCCUCAAUGCCACCUCGCUCACCUGUCAAAACUGCUUGGUUGGCCACUGGUGCGAGGCAGGACAGCCCAUGCAGCCCUGCCCAGACGGCUUCUUCUCUUUCUACCCGCGAGCCACCACCCCCGCCGCCUGCACUGCGUGCGAUGACGAAAAUAUAGACUGCACCUACGGCAUUCUCACCGUGGGGUACCAGAGCUGGCUGGACCUGCAGUCGCUGAAUAACACCCCUACCACGUACAGCUGUCUGGUGGCGGAUGGGUGUGAGGGGUAUGAGUACAACCAGCAGUGGGGGCAGACCACCCCUCAGGGCGUCAUGGUGCAGUGCCAGCAGGGCUACGACGAGUCCAUCCCCACGUGUGCGGGGUGUGUGGAAGGAUAUUUCCUCGUGCUGCAGCAGUGCACUCAGUGCAGCAGCACUCUCACAAGAGUGUUCCCCCUGCUGCUCAUCCUGGUCAUCCUAGCAUGGAUGGGAAUGAACAUUCUCGCCGACACAUUCAGCAGCAUGGACAUCUUUCUCAACGAUCUCCAGCUGCUGGUCAUGAUCGCCUCUUUCAACCUCAACUACCCCGAUCGAUGGGUGCAGACUCUCGUGAAAAUCUACAACUUCGCGGUUUUUGACCCGGACGCCAUAGGCCCGCAGUGCAUAUUCAACUACACAUUCAUCUCCAAGUUUUACCUGGGCAUCUUCAUCCCCGUUAUAGGCCUCUUCGUUUACGCGCUGCUGUACGCGCGGCACCGCUGGUGGGGCGGCACGACCUGGUCGCACAUCUACUCGUGGACCCGCGGGCCCAACCCGCAGGCGCGCCUCAUGCGCUCGGUGACAAGGCGGAGAGCUUAUAACGAGUAUGAGAACUCGAUCGUGCACGCGUCGCUCAAGUGGCUCGAUCUCUGCUACGUCUCGGUGAUGGUCCGCGUUCUGUCUGUGUACAAGUCAAUGACAGUGGGGGAUGCGGUGCUGAUGGCAGCAGCACCACAGAUAGCAUGGUUCUCAUCGGCGCACAUCGGCAUGUUCACCGUGUCGCUGCUCGUCUCUAUCAUCUACCUCCUCGGCCUCCCGCUCUUCUUCGCCUUCCUGUUGCUCGACGCGCACGCCUCCGACGCCCUCUCUUCCAACCUCUUCCGCCAGCGAUUCGGGUGGCUCACGGAACGAUACAAGCGCGAAUUCUGGUGGUGGCAUCUUGUAACAAUGGGGCUUCGGCUGGUUCACGCCCUAGUUCUCGUGUUCCUGCAGCAAGACACUCGCGCGCAGAUCGUGAUAAUCCUCCUGCUCCAAGCACUGAGGAUAGGCUCACAGUACAAGUCGUCGCCGCUCGCCUCCCUUUCCCUAGAUUAUCUCCAGGCCUUCCUCUCGCUGGGCCACUUCUUCUUCACCCUCGGCCUGCUCUGCUUCAACUACAUCAAACUCCCCGCCUUCUCGCAAGCCGUCUUCGCCCUCUCCUCCCUCCUCAUCCUCGCUCCUGCUGCCUUUUCCCUCGUCUUCGAAGCAAUAAACAAGGACUUAGAAAUUGUGAAUCGGCAGCUGUUGAACCGAGUGUGGAAGGGCGAGCGGAGGAGAAACAAGGCCAAGUAUGAUAAAAUGGACCCGGAGCAUGGGACGUGGCAUGCUGCUGGGGAGGAGUGCUGCUUUGUGGCGCGAGCAGGAGGGAUGCGAGGAGGUGGGGAUGGAGUGGGGGGGGGAGGCGGAGAGGGAGGGGGAGAGAGAGGGGGAGAGGGAAGGCAGCUUUUGACAGCGCCUGGUGGGGUGGGAGGGGAGGGAGGAGGAGCAGGAGAAGGAACAGGAGCAGGAGCAGCAGCAACAACAGCGCAGCUGCUGUCAGCAGCGCCAUGGGCACCUCGCAUCGAGAGGCAUGUGAGCUGGGCGUCGUACGGCAGCAGCAGGGACUUUGACGGCAGCGCCUCCGGCCGCAACGCCGCCUCUGCUGCUGCCGCCGCCGCUGCUGCUGCUGCUGCCGCUGCUGGUUCUUCACCUAGCAUGUCUCCAUUCGCCCCUGGUGGGGCUGCAACAGGGACUCCGGGUGGGGCUGGUCUCGCAAUGUCCCCGCUUUCUGGCAUGUCACCCAUACAUGGGAUGUCCCCACUCUCAGGAGCGAACGGUGCUCUGCCUUCCAGCACGGUGCAUGCCAUGCACGGUGCUGCUGGUGCUGCUGGUGCUGCUGGUGCUGCUGGUGCUGCUGGUGCUGCUGGUGCUGCUGGUGCUGCUGGUGCUGCUGGUGCUGCUGGUGCUGCUGGUGCUUCUGGUGCUGCUGGUGGUGGUGGUGCUUCUGGUGGUGCUGCUGGUGGGUCGCCCAUACACGGGGUGUCGUCGUCGCCCUUGCUGGAGUUGCAUGGCAUGUCACCUCUUGCGCCAGUAGCAGCAGGAGGGCCGGGUGCAUCCCCUCUGUCUCGUGUGUCGGGUCCUGGAACAGACGUGGAGGGAGGAGGAGGGAAGUCCCCCCUCUCAUGGGCGCUGCAAGGUGGAGGAGGAGCAGUAGAAGGGGCAGGAGCAGGAGGGGAGGGAGGGCCAGGUGGGGGGACAGGAGUAGGGGCAGGAGGAGGAGGAGACAUGGAGAAUGGAGGGAUGGGGCAAGCGAGGACGGACAGUAUCAAGGUGCAUGGGCUGGUGUCGUGGGCACAGGCAGGCGGCGAGGGUGCUGGGGGUGGGGAGAAAUUUGAGAGGCUGGGUGGUGAUGGCGCGGAGGGAGGAGGGAUCGAGGUUCAAAGAGAAGGGGAGGGAGGAGUGGAAGGAGAAGCAGGGGGGAGGGGGGGAGAAGGAGAGGGAGGAGGAGAAGCAGGAGGGGGAGAGGGAGGCGGAGUGGAGUACGUGGAGGCGAGGAUGAACAUGGCGGAGCUGACUCUCACCUUCCAGCGCCACCUCUCCGUGCUCGUGCGCGCUGAGAAGACCAAACAGGAGGGCUCCCUGCGCCUGCUCUUGCAGUCUGAGUGCAUCCCGGACAUCCUCAGCUGGCUCACCAGCUCUGACUGGUACGCUGAUCAGCUGCUGCUGAGGGAGUUGGUGCGGGUGGCAGUGUUAGAAGAGACCGGCGGGAUGUACGGGUUCCGCGGUCACCCAGGCGGAUCAGAUUCCUCUAAGGGAGCUGGUGCGGGUGGCAGCGUUAGAAGAUCCAGGCGGGCUGGACUGGUUCCGUGGUGUGCGGUGCUUGUGCUCACUCCUCCCAAUCCCUCCUUUCUCCCUUUCCCGCUGCAGCGCCCAGGCGGAUCAGAUGCUUUUAAGGGAGCUGGUGCUGGCGGUGAGAGUGGCAGCGUUAGAAGAGCCAGGCGGGCUGGACUGGUUCCGUGGUGUGCGGUGCUUGUGCUCACUCCUCUCAAUCCCUCCUUUCUCCCUUCGCCUCUGCAGCGCCCAGGCGGAUCAGAUGCUUUUAAGGGAGCUGGUGCUGGUGGUGAGGGUGGCAGCGUUAGAAGAGCCAGGCGGCCUGGACUGGUUCCGUGGUGUGCGGUGCUUGUGCUCACUCCUCCCAAUCCCUCCUUUCUCCCUUCGCCUCUGCAGCGCCCAGGCGGAUCAGAUGCUUUUAAGGAAGCUGGUGCUGGCGGUGCGGGUGGCAGCACUGGAAGAAACCGGCGGGCUGGACUGGCGGAUCAGAUGCUUUUGAGGGAGCUGGUGCUGGCUGUGAGAGUGGCAGCAUUGGAAGAAACCGGCGGGCUGGACUGGUUUCGCGGCGUGCGGUGCUUCUACCGCAACCGAUUCGCGUUCGUCAACAAGGGGGGAGGCAAGGGGAAGGGGGGGAAGGGUGGAGGAAAGGGGAAGGGGUUGGAGGGGGGAACGGGUGGGGGUGAGAACGGUCGGAAUGGUGAGGGAAGCAGCCAGGGUAGGGGCCUUCUGGGGUGGUUUCAAAGAGGCGAGAAGCAGACAGCUACUGGUGCUGCUGCUAGUGGUGCUGAUGGUGCUAAUGGUGCUGCUGCUGAUGGUGCUGAUGGUGCUGCUGCUGCAGCUCCUUCCUCGGGUGCCUAUGGGAGCAAGGGCAACCUGCUUUGA